This is a messenger RNA of Miscanthus lutarioriparius, 507 nucleotides long. The record is from the annotation of a GenBank genome assembly. Lineage: Eukaryota; Viridiplantae; Streptophyta; Magnoliopsida; Poales; Poaceae.
AUGCAGAGAGACGACAUCGCGACGUUGGUGUGCCAGUGCCACACGCUCGGUGCAGCAGCAGACUUCGCCCACGAGCCGUCGUCCUACCCGGGCACCGCGGACGGUUCUUGGGGCACGUACGGCGGCCACGGCACUGGCGCCGGUGCCGGCGGCGUCGGCGCCGGGGCGAGCAUGGGCACGGGAGAGCUGGAGCAGCAGCAGGCGGCGCGCGACGAGCGGAAGGCGAGGCGGCAGGCGUCGAACCGCGAGUCGGCGCGGCGCGCGCGCGCCCGGCGGAGGGGGCAGCUCGACGAGAUGUCGUCGCGCGUGGCCGCGCUCCGCGCCGCGAACACGCGGCUGGCCGUGGAGCUGAACCGCGUGGCGGCCGCGCGCGCGCGGGAGGCGCGGGAGAACGCGCGGCUCAGUGCGGAGGCGGGCGCCCUGCGGGAGAGGCUCGCGGUCGCCGAGGCCGCUGCGGCGGCGGCGGUGGCACAGGGAGGCGUCGGGGAAGGGCGACGCCGGCGAUGA